CGGCUCUUGUGGUGACGGAACGAGUCCACUCCUAUAACAUUUUAUUUUCCCUUUUUCAUUUGUUUUGUGGAGGAAAAAAAAGAAAAGAAAAAGGAGUACAAGUAAGAUUCACAUCCGUCUACAGUAUUCCCUGUCAGACUAAUACAGAUCAUAACCUUGUGUGAUUUACGCUUGUAUCCGGAUUUGGUUGUAUUAGGUAAGGAGUACCUCACUAGAGCCUGAGCUUUCUAGCUAGCUAACGUGUGUUGAUAAUACCCUGCGAUACAACCUCGAGACAAGUCGCAACAAGACCAGUCUCAGGGCUCACCAUACUCAAUGAGCGUACAGCGCAAUGUCAGAGCGCUCUGGGCAAACAGCAAAGGGGAAGGAUGGCAAAACCAAGUAUGCAUCUCUCAACCUGUUUGAUACCUACAAAGGAAAGAGCCUUGAAACACAGAAGCCUGUUGUUGCCCCUCGUCAUGGCUUGCAGUCUCUUGGUAAAGUUGCCUCUGCUCGGCGUAUGCCCCCCCCAGCCAACCUGCCCAGUCUGAAGGCGGAGAAUAAAGGCAACGACCCCAACGUCUCGCUCGUUCCCAAAGACGGCACAGGAUGGGCAAGCAAGCAGGAACAAGCAGACCCAAAGAGUACCGAUGUAUCUUCAGCUCCGCAGCCGGAGUCGCAGCCGCCUGUGGCUUCACAGACACCUGUGUCGAGCCUGCCGAGAACACCUCCAGCUCAAGAGGCCCAAAGUACAGCUCUAGUCGCAGGGGCAAGAUCCUGGGCUCAGGCCGGUGUUACACUUGGAGUACAAGGAGAUGGUGGAAAGGGAUCAAACCAACCGUCGCCAUUCUCUCGCGAGGAAUUUCCCACCCUGCAGGCGGCGGGAGACCAGGACAGAGCUGGCAGAGAACAGGCCACUGCCGAUCAGUGGUAUGGGCCAGGACCAAGCCUCCGCCCCCAGAACGUUACGAGUUGGCGGGAUGGUGGGGGCCGUGCACUGGCACCCACCAUUGUGGGGGAGGGGGUAGCAGAAGGUGGUGCAGGGGGAGCCAUGGUGACGGACGGUGCUGCGGGUGUUCCUCCCCUGCAGAACCCGCCCUCCCAUGGGCCGCCUAGAAAUCCUCCUGCCGGCAGCCCCACCCUCCCUCUCCCCCAGCCCCCUGUGGGCCCGCAGUUCCCUCCUUACAGGGGAAUCAUUCCCCCCUUCAUGUACCCGCCCUACCUGCCUUUCCCACCUCCUUAUGGACCACAGGGCCCUUACAGGUAUCCUCCACCUAAUGAGGCCCCUAGGUUCCCUCGUUCACAAGGUGGACUGGGACCAGAGCUGAGGCCCCCUGGUGGUCCUCGUGGUGGUGAAGUGGUCAAACGGCCCUCCAUCCUCAAACAGGAUGACCUCAAAGAACUGGAUGAGCUUGACCAUGAUGGAGAUGAGGGCUGGGCUGGGGCACAGGAGGAGAUUGACUAUUCCGCCAAGCUGAAAUUCAGUGAUGAUGAAGGAGAAGACGACGGGGAGGAGGAGAAGACGGAAGGCAAGAAUGGAGCUCGGGAGCAGCAGAAAUCCCAGGAAGGACCUGCCCCGGCUUUACGUGCCCGACUGUCUGACGUUGGAGCUGACACUCGCCGCACCUCUCCUUCCGGCACCGACGAGGCCCCUCCACCGCCCUCCGGCAAGCCAACAUGGGCCGAGGAGGGUGGGAGUGGCUGGGGCAGUCACGCAAACGCUGCACACUACCAGGAUCGGCCCCCGACCCAGACAGCCUCGGCUAAGCCACCUGGCGCCACGGCACAGCAACCCAGCGGGCCUGCUGCACCCGCCUCAAGUCCGCUGCUCGCCCAGCCGCAUGGUGGUGACGACGAGGACGAGACCUGGCGCCAGCGGAGGAAGCAGUCAUUGUCGGAGAUCUCAGCAGCAGUGGAGCGAGCCCGGCGUCGGCGCGAGGAAGAGGAGCGCAGGAUGGAGGAGGAACGGCGCGCUGCCUGCGCUGAGAAGUUGAAGAGGCUUGACGAGAAAAAGCACCAACAGCAGCAGCAGAGUGUCAAGCCCAGCACCGCCGGGGAGGUCUCGGCAGGCAGUCCAAGCCCCUCCCUGCCCACCUCCAUCUCCUCGUCCAGUGCCAGCCAGCCCCCGUCGCCAUGUGUGGACAUGGAGGAGCCACCCCUCCAACCCCCUCAGGCGGGCGGUGCCACACUGGGACUCAGCGCCAACAACAGGCAGAGGGCAGGAAGCAACAGCAGCUACGACUCCAACACUGAGUUGCCGCAGGUUGCUCCACCCCUUGUUCCCCACCCACAUCAGCCCCUGGAAGUCUCUGGACCAGGGGAAAUGAAGGAGGAGCCUGUGGCAGUCGCUGCGCACGUACGCAGUGUCCGGGGCGGAGAGGAUUCUGUGAAGGCUGAGGCCAUGUCGGGGGUAGUGGGGGGCACGUCGGUGGCAGUUGGCCGGCAGGGCAGCGGAAUGCUGAGCCAGGGCUUCUCCAAGUACCAGAAGUCCCUGCCACCACGCUUUCAGAGGCAGCAGCAGGAGCAGCUCCUCAAACAGCAGCAACAGUGGCAACAGCAGCACAGCCAGGCAGCCCAAGCACAGCUCCAGUCUCAGACCCCCCAGCAGGGCUCGUCUCCCGGCACAGCCCAGCCGGCUGGCCCCAAGCAGCCUGCCCUUUACCCGCCUGGCUCCAUGGGACGUCCCCCGCCAUCUCUGCCCAUGAACUUUGACCCUCGCUGGAUGAUGAUGUCCUAUAUGGACCCUCGCUUAAUGCAGGGUCGUCCCCCACCGAUGGACUACUACUCGGCCAGCAUGCACCCCACUGGGUUGAUGAGUCGAGAGCGGUCUGAUUCCGGUGGCUCAGGAUCCGACCCCUUCGACAGGCAACAGCACGCAGGUCCCCCUCAUCCCCAUCGGGGUACACCCCCCAUGGAUCCUAAACUGGCCUGGGGACCAGACGUUUUCCCAGGGGCCAGUGAGGGCCGAGGUCUGAGUUCCCCCCUAAGGCAGAAACAGACUCUGGAAGAGGAGGACCUGGGCAAAGGGCCACGGUGUGACACUCCACCUGUUCGCAUGGGAGCUGUUGGCCCCAUCCAACCCCCUGGUGUGACCCCGAACUCCCCUUCUGGCUCCUCUGAUCAGACUGCAUCACCUGUAGGGACUCAGGUUGGAUCCCAGGGAGGAGGCCAUCGCCAGUCCUUCUUAGGAGGGCGGGGAAAUUACAGCAGCUUCCCUGAUGGAUCCAGGAUGGCCCAUCAGCAGAGAGGCACCAGUGCUGGAGAGCUACGCAACUUUGGUCAUCCAGAUGAAGGCACUCAUGGUGACCAACCAAGUCAAAUCUGGGGUGGUCCGCAUCCCCACUUUGACCGCAAUGGCCGUGCUGAGCUUUCCUCCCUGGAGAGCAACCCCGCCCACCUGCAGCAUCACCACGCCCACCCCCAUCAUCCCCCUCAUUUCUCUAUCCAUCCACACAAGCAAGAGAAUGGGAGAGAGCGAGAGAGAGGAGGAGGAGGAGGAGGAGGAGGAGAGACCAAGAAGAGUGAAACUUCCCCUCCUCUUCCCCAGCCAUCCAUUUCUUCCUCCUGCUCAUCCUCUACCUCAUCAUCUUCGGCGAGGGAUGAUGGUGGCGGGAAACAGUUGCUACAUCACCCCCCUCCCCAUCAGGAGCACGGGACUGGGAGCGUUGGGGCUCGAAAGCAGGACAAGGCAGGAGGUGCGUACACCCAUCCGCAGCCCUCCCUGCAUUCAGUGCAGCAGCAGCACCACCCCAAGGCUAACCCGCGUGGCCGUGAGCAAAAGACUGAAACCCAGUGGGGGCCAAGGCCCGGAGGCAGCAGCGUGAGUGGUGGCACUGUGCAUAACAGGAAGACGGUCUCCGGAUUGGGCACAAAUGCAGGAGUGGAAGACUCUACCAAUCAGUUGACAGACAAGCCCGCUGUUCAAUCUGGCAGCGGUAACCUUAACAAGCGGGCGGGGCCAAUCAAGCGGCCUGUGCUGAAGGAAAUGAAGAAGGAGGGUGGCGAAGGGGAGGGUGCAGAAAAAAGCACUGGAGUGUCCGUUAAAGAUAAGGAGCAGGACGCCGGUCAGGUGUCAGUCAAGCCAGAGUUGUCCUCAGGUUCCCAGCCCUCUGUACCGUGUGGGAAGGAUGAACCGGCACCGGCAGGGAAGCCAAGAAAUGGUGGAAAGGAGCGCAGUGUGGGCGGAGUCAUUGGGAAAGGAUCUAAAGAGGCGGAAAGCUCUGUGCAAGCUGCUGGUUACUCAGUGCCACCAUCUAGAAGGGAGAGGGAGCGUUCCUAUGAAAGAAGUGGUAGUGGAGGGGCCACUACUUAUCAUGCAAGCUCCUCCCGGGGUGGUCGAGCAAGCCGAGGAAGGGCGGAGUUCUAUGGGCGAGGCAGGGGCUACCGGGGCACUUACACAGGCAGCACUCGGGGCAGGGCCGGGGGCAGAAGCAGCCGCGACUAUCGGCCAGCUGCCAACAGUGGCUACCAGCAAGGCUCCUCUAACCAAGACUACAAAAGGGAGGUGUCAUCUGGCAGACAUGGCCAGGGUGGUGGUCAGCCCAACCCCGGACGCGCUAGGAAUCACAGCGAGACCCGGAGUGAGGGGUCAGAGUACGAGGAGGUGCCGAAAAGGAGGAGGCAGCGUGGGUCCGAGACAGGCAGUGAGAGUGCCGCCAGCGACCUGGCACACUCUGACAGGGAGGAUCGCAAGGUGAACACCAAGAAAGUGACAGGGGGAGAGAACCCUUCAAUGGGCACCUCCACCACUUCAGCUCCUCCCAGGAACAUCCAAGCCAGGGUGUUCACACCUAGGGGAGUGCCCUCAAGACGUGGUAGGGGUGGUGGGGGCACUGGCACAGGUGCCUACAGAAGCACUGGCAAUGCCGGAGUAAAUGGCAUACACCGUUCUGGGUCCGGUUCGUCUUCUCACAGUUUGUCUGCGAAAACCUCUGCAUUGGUCCGAAAACAACAGUUGCCUAUGCAACCUUCCCCUCUGAAAGAACCGGGUCGUGGACCUGUUGGGGACAAGAAAGAGAAGACUCCCGAGCCAAGCCAAUCUCAGAACCAGGGAGUAAACUCUUCAGUACCCUCUGCUCCCUCUGUGCCCACAACUGCUCCUCAGGGCACUGAAAACGGAGGCGUGGCCCGGCCAUCCUCAGGCAACCCCACUUCCAAUUCUAUUGGCUCAUCUACCAAGCCAUUCCCUCUGCAUAAUGCAGAUGGGCGGAGCUUCCCACAUAGGGGGUUUGAGCGACCCCCUCGUCGCAAGCGCCAUGGCCGAUCCCAUCAGCAGCAAGACAAACCUCCCAGAUUCCGUCGCCUGAAGCAGGAGCGGGAAAAUGCAGCUCGUAUCAAUGGAAGCAGUGGAAUCCUCGAAUCCGUGGGUGGACCACAGCAGCGCUCUGCUUCACCAUCCCAGAAUUCUGUGCAGGAAACAGACGGCACACCCAACAUGUCCACUGCCACUGGAGUCGUAAAUGCAAACCACAGCAUCUCAUUAACCACCAAUAACAAUAACAAUAGCCAACAUGGGAGUGGAAACCUGAAUUUGAAUAGCCACCAUCACUACCACAGCAACUCUGCCUUGCCCCACCCUCAGCACCACCACCACCACCACCACAACCCUGCUGGUGGCACCAAGUCCCCUGAUGUCUCAAACCAGAACUCCGACCAGGCCAACGAGGAGUGGGAGACCGCCUCAGAAAGCAGUGACUUUACAGAGUUCCGAGAGAGGGAGGGUGGAGGAGGCAGUAAAUCCUACUCCUCCUAUCACCACCACCACCACCCUCCGGGAAGAGGAGGCGGGGGAGGGGGAGGUGCUGAGAGAGAGAUAACUACUAAAGAAUCGGCCGCCAACAAGAGAAGCUUCUCCAGCCAGCGGCCGGGAAUGGAGAGGCAGAAUCGGAGGGUCAGUACUGGUGGCAGUGGAGGUAGGGGCCCCAGAGGUCCACCGGGUGGUGGUGGUGGUGGUGGUGGUGGUGGGCCAGGGGGAGUAGGCGGCAACAGUGGGGCCAACCGUGGUGAGAGACGUGGCAACUGGCCCUCUCCCAAGAACAAGAAGUGAACUCCCCCAC
Molecule: messenger RNA, 6035 nt
Organism: Electrophorus electricus (electric eel)
Lineage: Eukaryota; Metazoa; Chordata; Actinopteri; Gymnotiformes; Gymnotidae
Source: RefSeq, a predicted model, not a curated record